This is a messenger RNA of Agrilus planipennis (emerald ash borer), 1924 nucleotides long. Its product is annotated as tetraspanin-33. Gene Ontology annotation, cellular component: membrane. Bases 395 to 1231 code for a protein of 278 amino acids. The transcript is spliced from 5 exons. The record is from RefSeq and is a predicted model, not a curated record. Gene Ontology annotation, biological process: protein localization to plasma membrane; protein maturation. NCBI's taxonomy places the organism in Eukaryota, Metazoa, Arthropoda, Insecta, Coleoptera, Buprestidae.
ACUACGCCUUCGUUUUGUUUAUGAGCUGUCAUCUGUAAUUUAUAAUUCCUUUAAAAAGCUCAUUAUCAAUAAUUAUUAGUGCUCACUGUGCAUUGUACAGUAAUAUUUAUUGCUUUUAAUUAUUUUUGAUAAAAGUGGUGUUAAUUAACAAUCUUCUGAACUGAGUAAUUGUUAUUUUUUAAGUCAAUUAUCCAUCCAUUCGUUUCUUCAUGAUCUGUCAUAUGUUUUCACAAUGAAAUAAUUGUUAAAAAAUUACAUCAAGUUUUCUUUAUAAAAGUGAGAGUGUGAAAGUAGCGAACAACGUUAGUUAUUAACAUGCCCUGAAGUUUACUCAGCACUAAUUAAUUGCUGAAUGCAUGCUUAACUGAUAAGAAAUUCAAGUGGUUCAGUUACAAUGCAUCGAAGAAGACCACACCACAGUAACUUUACAUAUGUUAGUUCAUGUGUAAAAUAUUUAAUAUUUGUGCUAAACUUCAUAUUUUGGUUAUUUGGAGGAUUACUAAUUGGAAUAGGAUUGUAUGCAUUUGUAGAUAAAUGGCAGUUAACAGGUUGGGUAAAACUUGAAACUGUGUAUGAUGUAAUUUUGAAUAUAUCAUUAGUCAUGGUGAUAAUGGGUGGUGUUGUGUUUAUAGUAAGUUUUGCAGGAUGUGUAGGUGCACUACGAGAAAACACAUGCCUUCUAAAAUUUUAUUCACUUUGUCUGUUAAUAUUCUUCCUGUUGGAAAUGGCUGUUGCAAUUAUUGGCUUUGUCUUUCCCCACCAAAUGCAUUCCAUGUUAGAAGAAAAUUUCACUGACAAAAUAAUUCAACAGUACAGAGAUGAUCCUGAUUUACAAAACUUUAUAGAUUUUGCUCAACAAAAGUUUCGAUGCUGUGGACUUAGUUCUGAAGGCUAUGUAGAUUGGUCAAAAAAUGAAUAUUUUAAUUGCACUUCUCCUAGUGUGGAAAGAUGUGGAGUUCCAUUCUCAUGCUGUAUUAAUGCUACUUCAUUAAGUUCUGGUCUUAUAAAUAUAAUGUGUGGAUAUGGUGUACAGACUUUAUCGGUUGCUGAAGCAAGCAAGAAAGUGUGGACAUCAGGAUGUAUCGAAAUAGUUAGGGUUUGGGCAGAAAGGAAUCUCUAUUUCAUUGCAGGAAUUGCCCUAGGGGUUGCUCUUUCGCAACUUUUUGUUAUUUAUUUAGCAAAGACUUUAGAGGGGCAGAUCGAUUUACAAAAGUCAAGGUGGGCUAGUUGAAAUAUUUUGUAUACGCCCCUUGGGUCUAGGGUCUGUUUGUAAUUACUUAAAUGACAUUCUGUAACCACAGUUUUUCAUGUUUGCAUGUUUUGUUUUUCCCCUUUUUGAAAUUAACGUUUCGACUAAAAUUCCAUUUAUUUCACAAUCUCUGAUUUGCUUUUAUCUCUUUGUCAUUGUUCUGCCUUUAGUCUUUAAUAUAUGUGGCCACAUUUUUUAAGACUGUUAUUAAAUCAGUUUUUAAAUUUUGGUCUUAAACUGUUACACUUCGGUGACCUAUCUAACUGCUAGGUAUUGAAAAAAGAAAUUUAAGCAAGCCCAAGUAAAUUAAAUAAGAAUCGUUGUAAUUACUUCUGAAGUGGCAAGGAUUAGGAAAUUAUAAGUCAUUUUAGAGCAAAAACAGGCGUUUAAGUGAAUUUGAAAGACUGCAAUAAAUAAUUUACUGGACUAUGUUUUCAAGUCCAAUAAUUCUGGACAAGUGCUUUUUAUUCGUAAAAAAAAACCCAAAAUAUUUUGUGGUAACCAAAUAAUAUUAUUGUAGGUAGAUAUUAAGUACCUAGUGACUGAAUAAUGGAUUAGUAUAAAAUCAAAAGUCUCAUAAAUUAUAGAUUUUUAUACGGAACUUGAGUGUUGUUAGGAUUUAAAAGCUUAUAUAUAAACGUAACGUGUUUUAUAAUAUACUCUUCAAUUUAUUAA